AUAAUACAAACAAUAAGACAUCGCAGUCAUCAUCAAAGUCGUCAUCAAAAAAAGGAUGCAGUUUGACUCACAUUUAAUGGAUAAUACAAACAAUACGACAGUGCAGUCAUCAUCAAAGUCGUCAUCAAAAAAAAAAUUGGGAUUAUUUUCAUCAAAAAAAUCAACAAAAAACACAAAAAAUAAAAACAAGGAUUCAAUGACUGAUGACUUAUUAAACUACCGGAGCUCUACUGUUGAACGAUGCUAUUGUACUGAUUGUUUAGAUAGUAUUAGUAGUACUAGAAUUCCGGGAACUGGUAGUUAYGGAAGCACUGGUAGCCGUAAUAGUAAUCAUUAUCAACAACAACAACAACAAAUUGAUAGCAAUUACUAUUAUGAUUAUCCCAUUACUACUACUACUAAUAAUACUACUAAUGAUAUAUCAAUGGCGGCUACCGGUGCUGCUGAUAAUAGCCGGGGUCGCCCUCGUCAUCAGCAGCCAAACAAUAGACAGAGAAGCCUAAGUGGCGGUAGUAUUAGCGGUACUACCAGUGCUGCCUAUUGUCAACCUAUUGGCGGCGGCGGCGCGGCGGUAAUCAUGAGGCCAGGGAUGUGAUAGCAGAGCACAUGUAUAUGGAAGUUGACGACAGGAUCAGCGGUGUCGGUGUCGGUC
Molecule: messenger RNA, 652 nt
Organism: Oppia nitens
Lineage: Eukaryota; Metazoa; Arthropoda; Arachnida; Sarcoptiformes; Oppiidae
Exons: 3
Coding region: 56-595 (179 amino acids)
Source: RefSeq, a predicted model, not a curated record